Molecule: messenger RNA, 2166 nt
Organism: Tupaia belangeri chinensis (Chinese tree shrew)
Lineage: Eukaryota; Metazoa; Chordata; Mammalia; Scandentia; Tupaiidae
Gene: INA
Product: internexin neuronal intermediate filament protein alpha
Biological process (GO): intermediate filament organization
Cellular component (GO): postsynaptic intermediate filament cytoskeleton; intermediate filament; cytoplasm
Molecular function (GO): structural constituent of postsynaptic intermediate filament cytoskeleton
Source: RefSeq, a predicted model, not a curated record
GGAGCCGGCGGUCCAGGCAGCUUCCGCUCGCAGUCUCUGUCCCGCUGUAAUGUGACCUCUUCGGCCACCUGCUCUUCGGCCUCUUCGCUCGGCCUGGGCCUAGCCUACCGCCGGGCGCCGGCGUCCGACGGGCUGGACCUGAGCCAGGCGGCGGCGCGCACCAACGAGUACAAGAUCAUCCGCACCAACGAGAAGGAGCAGCUGCAGGGCCUCAACGACCGCUUCGCCGUGUUCAUCGAGAAGGUGCACCAGCUGGAGACGCAGAACCGUGCGCUCGAGGCCGAGCUGGCCGCGCUGCGGCAGCGCCACGCCGAGCCGUCGCGCGUCGGCGAGCUCUUCCAGCGCGAGCUGCGCGACCUGCGCGCGCAGCUGGAAGAGGCGAGCUCCGCGCGCGCGCAGGCCCUGCUGGAGCGCGACGGGCUAGCAGAGGAGGGUCUGCGGGCGCGCUGCGAGGAGGAGAGCCGUGGCCGCGAAGGCGCCGAGCGCGCCCUGAAGGCGCAACAGCGCGACGUGGACGGCGCCACGCUGGCCCGCCUGGACCUGGAAAAGAAAGUAGAGUCGCUGCUGGACGAGCUGGCCUUCGUGCGCCAAGUGCACGACGAGGAGGUGGCUGAGCUGCUGGCCACUCUGCAAGCAUCGUCGCAGGCCGCGGCCGAGGUGGACGUGGCUGUAGCUAAGCCAGACCUGAGUUCGGCGCUGAGAGAGAUCCGCGCCCAGUAUGAAUCCCUGGCCGCUAAGAACCUGCAGUCAGCCGAGGAAUGGUACAAGUCCAAGUUUGCCAACCUGAACGAGCAGGCGGCGCGCAGCACUGAAGCCAUCCGGGCCAGCCGCGAGGAGAUCCACGAGUACCGGCGCCAGCUGCAGGCACGCACCAUCGAGAUCGAAGGCCUGCGUGGGGCCAACGAGUCCUUGGAGAGGCAGAUUCUGGAACUGGAAGAAAAAAAUGCUGAGGUGGCUGGCUACCAGGACAGCAUUGGACAACUGGAGAAUGACCUGAGGAACACCAAGAGUGAGAUGGCACGCCACCUCCGGGAAUACCAGGACUUGCUCAAUGUCAAAAUGGCUCUUGACAUUGAGAUAGCAGCUUACAGGAAAUUGCUGGAAGGCGAAGAGACACGUUUUAGCACCAGUGGAUUAAGCAUUUCAGGGCUGAAUCCAAUCCCCAAUCCAAGUUAUCUGCUCCCACCUAGAAUCCUCAGUUCUGCAACCUCCAAAGUCUCGUCCUCUGGGCUAUCAAUUAAGAAAGAGGAGGAAGAGGAGGAGGCUUCUAAGGUGGCCUCUAAGAAAACCUCCCAGAUAGGAGAAAGCUUUGAAGAAAUAUUGGAGGAGACAGUAGUAUCUACUAAGAAAACCGAGAAAUCAAAUAUAGAAGAAAGCACCAUUUCAAGCCAAAAGAUAUAAUUCUGUUGCUUUAAAAAACAAAAGUUAACGCUUAGAGGGAAUAAUACACAUCUACUUGCUAACCAACCUAUUCCUGAACCAUAACACCUGUCACCACCCUCACAGGUCUCCACGGCUUCAGUCUCCUAUUUAGUCUCGAACACUUACUCUCUCUAAUAAGAAAACCACCCCUGGGAGGACACUGCAGUCCUGGAGCAAUCGCAGCGGAGUUCUCUAAGAACACAGCUCUCUCACCUAACACUCAGGCUUCACAGCGGUAGAUGACUCAGGUGCAGAGGAGGUACAAAUCCCGGUGCUAAGUCUGUGAUCAUCGUCAUUUGCUGUGAACUGUAUCCAUUCACGAUACCUAGCCAUUACCCAGCUAUAGAACCUUACUCUAAAUGCCCCAAACUUAGAUCACUGCCAAAGAUAAAGCCCGAGGGUCCACACCGUUUCACUCUGCUAGAACAGUUGCACGAACGAUAGGCAUUUAUUUAAAGGACACGUCUUUCCCACAUCCCUCAAUUCUGUCUGUCUCUUUCUUCCAUCCAGGAAGGGGAAAAAAAUAAAAAGAAAGCUGGAGUAGUAUUCUUCCCUUUUAAACACUUGCAAGUUUUCUUCUCAAAAGAACGUAUUCCCUUUAGUGCUCUUUGCUCAAUGAAUAAAAUUAGGUGCAUGUUGACCAUUUCGAUGAUUCGUGAAUGACUUAUCCCUGCCCAUUUCAUAUCCCUUCCAGUCUUUAGAUUUAAAAAAGUGGCAGUGAUGAAUUUCAAAUAUUUCUACCCA